This is a messenger RNA of Amblyraja radiata (thorny skate), 1293 nucleotides long. RefSeq names its product T-lymphocyte surface antigen Ly-9-like. The record is from RefSeq and is a predicted model, not a curated record. The transcript has 6 exons. NCBI's taxonomy places the organism in Eukaryota, Metazoa, Chordata, Chondrichthyes, Rajiformes, Rajidae. The coding region runs from base 22 to 1263 and encodes 413 amino acids. Gene Ontology annotation, cellular component: membrane.
CAAAGCACACCAACAACAGGAAUGAUUCAAUUAUGUACGAAAACUCAAAACAAUCCAAUACGAUAUGACAAACAGGGAAUCAGGUUAAACCUGAAGGACUGUAGUCUGGAAAUACAGAACCUAACAGAACAUGAUCAAGGUCUGUAUGUAAUGAACUUCAGGACGAAUCUGGCUUUCCAUGAACAAGUGACAGAACUGAGAAUUUAUGAACGAGUGUCAUUACCAGUAAUAAGUAUCAGUGAAGCCUUCAAUGACGGGGUGUGUAACGUUAGCUUGGUGUGUUCACUGGAGCACGGCACCGAGCCAGUCUACACUUGGUGGUCAGGAGAUGGCAAGGUCACGGCAGAUGGGUCGCACAUACUGACUGACGAAGGGAGAAGGCUGGCACUCUCCAUACCUCUACCCAACAACAACAGCGUGUACAACUGCACCGUGAGGAACCCUGUUAGUGAGGAGACGCGGAGCGUGGAUCUAACACAGCUCUGUCCUGCCCAUGAAGGUCUGGGACAGACUGCUGGGAAACCAGGCACUCGUCGCUUGGUGAAUGGGACACUGGGACAGUCAGUCACGUUACCAGGGUGUAUCUCAGGAGAAAACAUUUCAAUCCUCACUUGGGAUUACGGCAGUUCACCAACAUCAGGAAAUGUUCAAUUAUGUACAAAAACUCAAAACAGUCCAAUACAAUAUGACAAACAGGGAAUCAGGUUAAACCUGAAGGACUGUAGUCUGGAAAUACAGAACCUAACAGAACACGAUCAAGGUCUAUAUGAAAUGAACUUAAGGACGAAUCAGGGGUUCCAUGAACAAGUGACAGAACUGAGAAUUUAUGAACGAGUGUCAUUACCAGUAAUAAGUAUCAGUGAAGCCUUCAAUGACGGGGUGUGUAACGUUAGCUUGGUGUGUUCACUGGAGCACGGCACCGAGCCAGUCUACACUUGGUGGUCAGGAGAUGGCAAGGUCACGGCAGAUGGGUCGCACAUGCUGACUGACGAAGGGAGAAGGCUGGCACUAUCCAUACCUCUACCCAACAACAACAGCGUGUACAACUGCACCGUGAGGAACCCUGUUAGUGAGGAGACGCGGAGCGUGGAUCUAACACAGCUCUGUCCUGCCCAUGAAGGUUAUAAGCCACUAAGAGUCUCACACCGUGGACGUUUUACAGCCGCCACAAUCAUCUUCAUCUCAGCUAUCUUUUGCUACAUGUAUUACAAGAGGACAAGCUCAGUACAGGGAAAUGUCGUGGCGGUGACAGAUAAGGCAUAAUCAGAAAAUGACACAAAGUGCUGGAGUAAA